UUAACCGAAGUGUGACACUGAGCGAAUCAGCAAGAAAUCUAGUGUCAGCAAUUUUGAGCAAUGAAGAGAUUAUUAACACACUGGCGAAUGCAUGUACGGGCCAAAACACUGGUAACAGUAACCGUAUCCAGUACCGUUCUCCCGAUGAAGAAGUUUAUUCACUUUUUCAUCGUGGAAGACCGAAUGUAGGGAACCUCGCUGGCCAGGCAGGUCCCUAUCAUCAGGCUAACGUCAACACGCCUUCAACGUCAACCUUCAACCAGGUGGCCCCCACUACAGCACCGACUUAUAAUUUUCGCCCCUCAACGCGAUCGGGCCGAGGACACAGAAGGUUUCAGGCACAAUUGAGCUGUCCUGUGGCUCAGUCUUUUACCAAAGAGGUAAUUCUCUUGCCACACCAUAAAUCAACAAAUGUACCAAGGCGGGCCAGCAAAGCUUGGCUUUUGAAAAGGGACAUAUUAAAUCUGCCCUGGAAUUUCGCUGUGACUGGGAUUCCGGAAGAGUGUUGCAGGCAAUAACGGUGGCCUUCCAGCCAAUUCUGGAGGGCUGCAGGUUACAAAUCCUGAUGCCUUGUCACAACAAACUAGUCGAGCCAUCCCUAACCUCCAAUCAAAAGUUGAGUGGAGGCCUUUUGAAAAAACUCUUCCAUCAAAAGUCCAUUUACGUCAGGCCUGACAAGGUCAUUUUGAGUGAAGAAAACCAAUCUCCAUCUUCUGGGGAAGACAGCCAUGCAGAGAGCCUUGAUUUUGCUCAAAUGUCAGACAGUGACAAAUGUGUCAUUGGUAGUGUAGGUGACAUUUCCAAAGAAGUUGUCUCAGCUAUCUCCACUGUUGAGGCCCAGUCCCUCUUCAGAAAUAACCCUUCCAUCUCCAGUGGUGAUCAAGUUAUCUGGUGUGUUGCUACCGAAGAUAUUUGCACCGAUGCACCUUCCAUCUCAGCUGACACCGCCACCAUGUCCACUAGUCCUCCUGUCAUCACUAUUGAUGAGACCCUCAUCCUGUCCAGUGGAACCUCUGCAAUCUCCAGUGGCAACACCUCUGGUGUGUCCCAUGGUCCCCAACCAUCUGGCAAUAUUUCAUCCAGCACAUCCUACAGUACAUACCUGGACCUAUUUGAGGAAGAAUAUCUCUCUGAUGACCAUGAUCUCCAGGAAGCCAUUUCAAGGUCUUUAGAUUCCAGUGCAAGUGAGAGUGAUUUAAAGGUGACGUUGGAGAGAAUAAUGGAGCAGAUUGCUUCUCGAGUAAAUAAUGACAGCACUGUACGCUUCAAUAUUGUCAGAAGAAAUGUGUGGGAUGGAGCAUCCAGAGCCAUGGGCAGAUCCAAUUUUUCACCCGAGAAGAAGGUAGACGUUAAGUUCACUGAUGACUAUGGGAUAUCUGAGGGUGCUGUGGACAAUGGAGGUCCUACUCGUGAGUUUUUCCGACUCUGUCUACACGAAAUCAAGGACAAGAUUGGCAUCUUUGAGGGUCCACUUAAUGCUAAAGUCCUUACAUGCAACUCCAAAGCAAUGAAAGACAAUGGAUACUUUUAUGCUGGUCAGAUCAUGGCAAUGUCAAUCGCCCAUGGGGGGCAGAGUCCGUGUUUCCUUUCUGAACUCUUGUACGAGUGUCUUAUAAAGGGUCCAGACAACGUGAAGGUCAAAACUGAACAUAUUACUGAUGAAGAAACAAGGUCACAGGUGCAGUCGAUCUUACGGGCUGAGACUGAAUCACAACUGCAAGAGGCAGUUGCACAGGCAGCCAGCUUAAUCAGUCUUGCUGGUCACAAUGUUCGCAUAACACUGGAAAACAAAAAAGACACUGCUUUGGACUUGGCACACUGGUAUGUCCUCCAGCGGACCCGUGCACCUUUUGAAAGGUUCAGAGAUGGUUUAACAUCUCUAGGUGUCCUAGAUGCUCUCCAGAGAUACCCUCUACAAACAAAGUGCCUUUUUGUGAAGGCUGAAAAGGGUUUAACAGCAACUGAUGUGGAGAAUCUCUUUGAGAUCAUUUACUCCGAAAGAGGGAGUAAUGCAUUUCGAGAAGAGUGCCGGAUCCUGGCUUUCUGGCAAGACUAUCUUCAGGAUGCUGAAAUUGAAAACGAUGUCUCUCUAGAAGAUAUUCUUGUUUUCUUCACUGGAUGUGACAGCAUUCCAGCCCUGGGUUUCUCUCCAAAGCCCAGCCUUGAAUUCAUCACCCACUCCCGAUUUCCAGUGGCUAAUACUUGCGAAAAUAUUCUUCGCAUACCAGUUCAUGCAGAAUACACUGAUUUCAGAUCUGACAUGAAUUUUGCCAUACGCAAUUCACCUGGAUUUGGAAGAGCAUGACUUAAAAAAUAAUGGAUGGCUUGUAAAGCUUGUUAUGAUUUUUCUUUUUUUUUCUUCAUAAGUGCAAGGUUUAUUUUUGUUUGUUAUCCCAUGGAGAAAAAUCAAGCAUUUGCUGUAAUAACAACAUGAAAAAUAUACAGUAAAACAUAGUUCUAAGUUUUUGAAGAUAUUUUUCAAGCCAUGGCUUUGUGUUUCAGAUUUUAUAAUGUGAAAUUUUUUAAGUUGAUAAAAGUGGCAUUUUUUGUCUUCUUUUUAUUUAAAAACACAGUUUGGUUAUGGUUAAGAAAAGGUCAUGGUAAGAGUUAAAAAAAAAUCAUACAUGGCAAUCUUUCAAAUCCGAUUUGGGGUAGCUAGAUGUGUCCAAACAAAUGUACAUAGCUAUGGGUCUUAAAAGAACAAGUUGCUCUAACAACCCAUUAGUUCUUUUUGUACAGGAGGACAGGAUGGUUGUUGUAAAUUGUUUUAUAAAUGUUGUCCAGCCCCAUUGCUAUGGCAGAAUAUUGAUUCAAGGUUGUGGUAUGGCCUUCUAACAAAUAAAUGAUUCUGGUUACUACUUUGUGUGUACUGGCUUACUGGCUUUUUAUUAUCUAUUGUGGUGGGAUAUGUGCAUCGCAGACUUUAAAUGUAAUAUUUUUCUAUUAGAUAGUUAACAAAACUGUAUACAAAAUGAAGUAACUUAAGUAAUAAAAACACAGGGUUCAUCUUUGUCAAUAUGGUUAUAAUUAUACAUUUUGUAAAAUGAUACAUAAUAUACACAGCACACAUGUACAGUACAUAUGUGGUGAUAAUUGCUAUGGGUUUUUGUCAAAUUAUUAUUAGUCAUUUCUUUGAAGCAGGUCACAUGCUGAUAGAAAAUGUUCUAUCCCAUGAUUUCCAUCGUCAAUCAUUGGAUUAAUUUGCAUUAAAUCAACGUCCCAGUGGUGGUAAUAAGGGGGUUGCACAUGCACAUGAUUCAGUCUUACAUCUUGAGGCAGUUGGAGCAUUCCCACUGUCCAGAGUUGCAGUGGGGACCUGCUCUCCAUUGUCCUUAAGCUGUGGUUGUUCCACUGCCUUACAAACUCAUCCACAGAUCUGUUUACUCUUGGAAGGUAAACAUGGUAAAGAGCCCUAAUGUGAAGUGGGUCAGUGCUGUCUAAAAUUCCAACAUUUUCCAUAAAGAGGAAAAGGUCUUUAAAAUAUGCUGACACCACCCUGUUUAGUUCUCCCCACAAUCUUUCGAUUCUUUGAUUAUGAA
Sander lucioperca (pikeperch) is the source of this 3539-nucleotide messenger RNA. Its product is annotated as G2/M phase-specific E3 ubiquitin-protein ligase-like. Gene Ontology annotation, molecular function: ubiquitin-protein transferase activity. Bases 566 to 2305 code for a protein of 579 amino acids. The record is from RefSeq and is a predicted model, not a curated record. Gene Ontology annotation, cellular component: nucleus. NCBI's taxonomy places the organism in Eukaryota, Metazoa, Chordata, Actinopteri, Perciformes, Percidae. Gene Ontology annotation, biological process: protein polyubiquitination; positive regulation of protein catabolic process; proteasome-mediated ubiquitin-dependent protein catabolic process. The transcript has 11 exons.